AUGCUAAUCGGGAAAUUCCAGGCUGGUCAUUGGCGGCGGAAAAUGGCCUGGGCAGCUGGGCCGGAGUGGACGUUGUUCCAUUCGAAACGUCUCGCAUCGAGCCCCAGACUUUCCCCCACGUCACUGUGCAAAGAAAGAUCUCUCCAAAGCAGAUCUUCACCACGCCCAAGGGAAAAACCGUGGUUGAUUUUGGCGAGAACAUUGUCGGGUUUGUUGAGUUCCAAAACGCCACGGCUCCAAAAGGCUACCAGAUCCAGUUCAAGCAUGCUGAAGUUAUGGAGCAUGGAGAGUUGGGCACCAGACCGUUGCGCGAGGCCAAAGCUACAGACACAUACACAUUCAAGGGAGAAAAAUCGGGCGAGCUGUAUGCUCCACGCUUUACUUUCCACGGCUUCCGCUACUGCCAAGUGGAAGAUGUUUCGAAAGCACUUUCGCUUGAGGAUUUGCGUGCGGUGGUGA
Messenger RNA from Clavispora lusitaniae ATCC 42720, 459 nucleotides. Lineage: Eukaryota; Fungi; Ascomycota; Pichiomycetes; Serinales; Metschnikowiaceae. The record is from RefSeq and is a predicted model, not a curated record.